UCGACCUGUCUACAAUCUUACAGCUUUYGCAUAAUCACUAUCUAUCAAUUAAACUAAGCAUGAACUAAGAGUACUUAAAACAUUCACGGGAGAGCUCAGGCCGGCAUCAUUCUAGGCAAUCAGGCGAAUAGUGUUGCAGAGAAAUAUUGAGCAAGCCUUAAUUCUGCUUACAUACGAGAAACCUAWACGAGCCAGUCGGUACAAUAUGACAACGCUUGACGAGAAAUCACGCAGUUUAGCGUGGAUAGAUUGGUUGAUCAUCGCUGCAUACUUUGUAUUAUGCCUUGGUGUUGGAUUGUUUUCAAAAUUUAGAAAGCAAAGARGAGAAGCUGAAACAGCAGAGGGAUAUUUUCUUGCUGGCAGAAAAAUGCUCUUUUGGGCGGUUGGACCCAGUCUUUUUGCAAGUAAUAUUACCAGUGGACAUUUCAUUGGUUUAGCGGGAUCUGGUGCUGCCGACGGCAUAGCUGUAGUAACAUACGAAUGGGAGGUUGAUAUCUAUGCUGGAAGUCUGUUUCUGUACGAGGCCGUAGGAUGGAAUAUGUACCUCUCUGCAGCUUGUGUGCUAGCAAUAACCGCCAUUUACACUUUACUUGGUGGCUUGACCGCUGUCAUCUUCACUGAUGUCUUACAGUGUGUAGUAAUGAUAGUUGGCGCGAUUGUUGUAUCGGUUCUAAGUUUUACAAAAGUCGGUGGACAYGAAGGACUAUGGUCCAAAUAUGGAAGCGCUAAAGGAACACCAUGGCGCCCAGUCCCACCAAAUGGUAGCAGCAUUGUGUCCCUUAUGAAUAUAACAAAUGGUACUGACAACUGCUACAAGAUGACUCCAUACUGGGGAAAUAUGUUUAGACCUCUAAACGACCCAGACUACCCCUGGUUAGUCCACUGGACGACUAUCCCUAUCUUAGGAAUAUGGUACUUUUGUACUGAUCAGGUUCUUGUUCAACGUGCACUAGGCGCAAAGAACAAUUUUCACGCGAAAGCAGGCUCUCUUCUUGCCGGUAUACUCAAGAUUACYCCCAUGUUUCUGAUUGUCAUGCCUGGCAUGAUCAGUAGAGUCCUGUUUCCCGACUCCAUUGCUUGUKCGGACAAGGAAAGCUGUUUACAUUACUGCGGUAACAAAUGGGGGUGUAGCAACAACGCUUAUCCCAAACUUGUGCUAAACAUUUUACCAACGGGUCUUGUCGGUGUCAUGAUGGCAGUCAUGAUGGCUGCUUUAAUGUCMUCCCUGUCUUCAGCCUUCAACAGCAGUGCAACUAUAUUCACCGUUGAUGUUUGGGUUUUGUUAAGACCAAAGGCAUCGGAUCGAGAAAAAGUUAUUAUUGGCCGAGUUAUAGUGGUUUUGCUUGCUGGACUGGGUAUAUGCUGGUUACCUAUCAUUCAAGGUGCCCAUGGUAGUCGGCUAUUAGUGUACAUUCAGACGAUCUUAUCUUACUUGGCUCCUCAAAUGACCAUGACGUUUGGUCUGGCUAUACUGUGGCCUGGUUUGACUAAGGCAGGUGCAYUAUCUGGACUUAUCAUCGGUCUUAUCAUGGGACUAAUGAAGUUUAUCUUUGGCAACAUCUAUCCUCCCCCUGAUUGUGGAUCAGUGGACGAUAGACCCUCAUUUGUCAAACUACAUUUCUUGUGGUAUGCAUUGGUUAUAUUUGGUGUGUGCGGCAUUGUUGAGGUGGUUGUCAGCAUGUUCACAAGUAAAGUGCCACGUGAAGAGUUAGGUGGGUUGACAUGGCCAACCAUCAAUGACCGUCCAAUAUCMCAUGGAGCCAUAGGUGAAGAGGGAUUAUCAUCUGCUCAUGGAGGAAACACGUAUGAGUUGUCUCAGGUUGGACAAGAAAUKGAAACUGAAACUGACAAUACAACUGUUGAAGAUGAAGACAGGAACUACACCAAGUUCAAGGGUCAAACUGAGGGCCAAAGCAUCAAAACUGUACGGUACCUUGAUGUAGUACCAUUUGCUGAAGAAACACCCCUCCAAAAGUGGGCCUUAAACGUGUCAACUGUGUUAGUAUUGWGUGUGAUGGUCUUCCUGUGGGUGUACUAUAGAUAAACAACUACAAAAUGAAAACAAGUGUGAAACGAUUUGAACAUAUGUGAUAUAUUUGAACUUAAAGUAUCUGCCAUUGUAUGUUGUAAAAAAUUUACCUAUUUUGAACAAUAAUCCAACAKACUCACACAUGUUAUACAAAAUGAACAUAUAGUAAUAAUAUAAUACAAUAAUAUAAGAACAAUUUCACUUAAGUGUUUAUAACAUGCAAAUGAGUUUUUUUGCAUUAAGCUUUGUGAAUUUUUGGCAUAAAGGCAUUUAGAGAUUGAUUCAUUCACUGAUUUUGAUAAAAUUGAAUCAAGCUUGAAAUGUUUAACCCUCUUCAUCUUUUAAUUCAUAUACAAGAAGGUCAAAAGGGAAGACUUUUAAUAUAACACUGCCGAACAGUGCUAUAUUUUCCAAAAAUGGUCCUUUUUCU
This is a messenger RNA of Exaiptasia diaphana, 2459 nucleotides long. Its product is annotated as sodium/myo-inositol cotransporter 2. Gene Ontology annotation, cellular component: plasma membrane. Bases 206 to 2044 code for a protein of 612 amino acids. The transcript is spliced from 12 exons. Gene Ontology annotation, biological process: transmembrane transport. NCBI's taxonomy places the organism in Eukaryota, Metazoa, Cnidaria, Anthozoa, Actiniaria, Aiptasiidae. Gene Ontology annotation, molecular function: D-glucose:sodium symporter activity. The record is from RefSeq and is a predicted model, not a curated record.